Rhipicephalus sanguineus (brown dog tick) is the source of this 1080-nucleotide messenger RNA. RefSeq lists its product as uncharacterized. The record is from RefSeq and is a predicted model, not a curated record. Gene Ontology annotation, molecular function: zinc ion binding; nucleic acid binding. NCBI's taxonomy places the organism in Eukaryota, Metazoa, Arthropoda, Arachnida, Ixodida, Ixodidae. The transcript has a single exon. The coding region runs from base 16 to 1080 and encodes 354 amino acids.
AUUGGACAGUUCCAGAUGUCGCAUGUCUGGAUGGUUACCUGCAAGUCGGCGUUAGCAAAGGCCAAACUCGUUGCACUCAGUGAUGUGAUGGUUAGAAACCGCCGCUGCAUCGUCAUAGACCCGGAGCCGGCAGAGGUCAAGAUGAAGCUCUUGUGGCUUCCAGAACGAUUGGAGGACAUCUAUAUACGUGAAGCACUUCAACCUUUCGGAAAAGUGACUUCAGUAAGCAGAGAAAGUUGGCGUGUAGCGGACAUGGAGGACAUGAAGACCCUUAACCGUGACGUUGUGCUCUCGUUAGCCGAUGGAGUCACUGUUGCGGAAAUUCCACAUGUGCUUACUGUCUGCGGCGUACAGAGUCUUCUAUUGAUUCCUGGGAGGCCACCUCUGUGCCUCCGUUGCAACAGAGUUGGUCACAUACGUCGGCAUUGCCGGACGCCUCGUUGUGAAAACUGUCGCCGUUUUGGACAUUCUGCGGAUGAGUGUGUGGUGUCUUAUGCCGAUAAGCUAAGGCACCGAACCCGGCCUCAAGAGGAUGCCGUUAAAGAGCACAUAAUGGAUGCUACGGAGGUCAUUGAUGCGAAAGGUGACCUUCCAACAGUCAACGCUAUGGACAUAAGCACAAUGAAUACGUCGGUACCAGCAGACGCGUCAACAACCAGUGUUACGUUAUCCGAGAGCACCUCCGUGUCCGAGAGAUGCGAGGCAACUGCGUGUCGGAGUGAGAAGCAGCCACUAUGUGCUGAUGAGGCGUCUCUGAACGUCAAGUCAGCCAACAACAAGGACAUCACGGCAGAUGCUGUCGUCGCUACGAGCAGUGCUCCUGACCAGCGACAUAGCCAAGGUAAUGCUCCCGUACCUGCUCUUGAGGUGUCCACUAAAAUGGACACAGCAGUUCCCAAACGCCGCGCCUCCUACGCAUCUGUGUCCUCUGAGGAAAAUGACAUCAGCGUGCCAAACCAAUCACGUGGAAGGCGACUGUCUCAACACAAAGAAAAGCAUCGACGAUCAAGCUCCAGACGGCCUGGUGGCAGUGCAAGGGAGGGUUCUCCCUCACCCUCCACGCCUGACAGCUUGGUAUAG